Molecule: messenger RNA, 600 nt
Organism: Plasmodium fragile
Lineage: Eukaryota; Apicomplexa; Aconoidasida; Haemosporida; Plasmodiidae
Exons: 2
Coding region: 1-600 (199 amino acids)
Source: RefSeq, a predicted model, not a curated record
AUGGAGGGGUUGAAGGCAUCGUCGAAUUAUGUAUACCCAAAUGAUAUGUGUCAACUCAUUGGAGAUAUGACCAAAAUGUUGGAAAAUGAAACCAUAUCAGAAAAUGAUAAAAAGAAAAUUUGGGACAUUGUAAAUAAUGUAUAUCAACAGUGGACCAAAGUAGCCGAGUUGGAGAAAGAAAAAGACAAAAAGGAUUACUACAAAUUAAUUUCCUUUUUGACACUACUCAUGUCAACCAACUGGUUUACCGAGGAACAGGAGGAGCUAGAAUUAAUGGUGAACGAAAUAUAUUAUAAUUAUGUAGGAAUGGCCCAGAGUUUCCCGGAGGAGGACCUCACGCAGGCGCUUCAAAACUCCUUGGGCGCGGAAAUAAAGAAGUGUACAGUUAACAAGGGCGACCUGACAGUCGAAUUCGAGAAGGGAGACUACGGCGAAGGCCCGUUCAACGGGAAACUCGUGCUAGACCUAAACAGUGGUCUUUUUUUGCACAAGGAAAAUGAAAUUUUAAAGUAUAACGGGAAAUUGCCCGUCGAUGCGUACGAUAUUGAGCUCGCCCUGAGCUCCUUUGACUGGAAGCAACACGAGAAAAAAAAAAGAUAG